Panonychus citri (citrus red mite) is the source of this 2609-nucleotide messenger RNA. Its product is annotated as protein O-mannosyl-transferase TMTC1-like. The annotation marks the transcript as partial. Gene Ontology annotation, molecular function: mannosyltransferase activity; protein binding. The record is from RefSeq and is a predicted model, not a curated record. Gene Ontology annotation, biological process: protein O-linked glycosylation via mannose. Lineage: Eukaryota; Metazoa; Arthropoda; Arachnida; Trombidiformes; Tetranychidae. The transcript has 11 exons.
UUAUCGUAGUAAUCAAAUCCUCAUCAUCAUGUAUCUCACGUCAAUGUAAAUAUUGUUGUUGUGUCUCAUCAACUAAUUGGAUUAAUAAUAACAAUCAUCAUCAUCAUAAUCACCGUAAUCGUAAAUCAAAUCAUAAAUUUAACAAACACAACAAUGGAUUUAAUAAAUUUGUUAAUCAUAAAUCAUCACAAUCUUCAUCUUCAUCAUCGUUAUCAUUAUGGUUAACAUCAUUAACCAAACAUAUUCAAUUUAGUGUUGGUGAAAUUUUAAUCAAAAUUAAAUCUUCAUUAAAAUUAACUGGAUCAACUAUUGAUGAUAAUAAUCAACGAAAACAACAUUAUUGUAACAGUUUAACCAAAAUUUAUCUCAUCAUCAUUUUAAUCACUUUCAGUGUUUAUGCUAAUUCAAUUCCUGGUGAUUUCGUUCAUGAUGAUAUUGAGGCGAUUGUCCGAAACCCGGAUGUAAUUGGAACCAACAAUUGGUCAGCAAUUUGGUUAAAUGAUUUCUGGGGUCGCCCAAUGUCCGAUCCCUUGAGCCAUAAAUCAUAUCGACCCUUGACCAUCCUAACAUUCAGAUUGAACAUGAUGCUCAAAAAAGCAAAUGGACUUUCGAGUAUUUCUUGGCAUUUUCGACUGGUCAAUGUAAUUCUUCACGUAAUGACCACCACACUGAUCAUGUAUAUUGCACAUUCAAUACUAAAUUGUACCAAUCAAAUGUCACUUUUAAUUUCACUUCACUUUGCCCUUCACCCGAUUCACACUGAAGCUGUUUCAAGUAACGUUGGAAGAGCUGAUAUCCUGUGUUGUAUAUUUUCAUUGAUAACGUUAAUCAUUUUCACCAGAGCUGUGAAGUUUAUGCUGGAAGAUAAAAGUAAUCAAAGGAUGAUAGUCUAUCUCUUUUGGUCUUGCUUAUCAUCCACUUUGGCAUUACUUUCAAAAGAAACUGGAAUCAUGAUUCUACCGAUUUGUACUCUCUAUUAUAUCUUCAAAUUGUCCCAAUCAGGGUCACUGAUCAUAACUCGGAAAGGAAUCAACUUGUCCUAUUGUAAUCAACCUGAUGGAAAUUUAUCUUCAUCAAUUUAUUACACUGAAAGUAAAUCAAAUUAUUCAUCUUCCUCAUCAUCAUCGCGAUCAUCAUCUCCAACACCAUCAACAUCAUCCUCAUCAUCAUCAACCUCCUCCACAUCAUCAUCAUCAUCAUCUUUCAAUCCCUGGUUAUAUGGACCAAUAUUAAUACCUACGAUCAUGACUUUAGCCUUACUUUGGUUUCGAAUCUCAAUGUUACAUGGAACUCUACCAAUUUUUUCUCGGCAAGAUAAUCCCGCUUCUUUUUCAAAUUCCAUGUUAACAAGAUUCUUGACUUAUUCUUACCUUUGUGCUUUCAACUUUCGUCUACUUUUGUGUCCAUCACGUUUAUCUUAUGAUUGGCAAUUGGGAAGUAUACCUUUGGUCAACGAUCUAAUUGACGGGCGAAACUUGGAGACACUGGUCACUUUCAUCUCCACCAUUGGAAUCAUUAUUAUAAGCGGAAAAUUUAUUCUAACCCAAUCUUGUUCUUGGUUUAGACCAAAGGUUAACCCGGAAGUAAAAUCAAUUCUUAUUUUUGAUAAAACAUUUUCACAAAAUACUAGAAAAUCAUAUAUGAAAAAUUCAUCCUCAUCAACCACAUGUAAUUGCAUGGUGAUGGAGUUUACAUCAAGCCCAACACCGAGUCCACCACCAACACCAUCACCACCUUCACUGACCAAUGUAAAUAGCAAUCAAUUAAUACAAACCAAUAGAUCUGAUCAUCAUGAAGUUAUUUUCAUGGGCUUAUGCUUCAUGAUAUUACCUUAUCUUCCCGCCUCGAACCUUUUGGUGACCGUUGGUUUUGUUGUCGCUGAACGUAUAUUAUAUUUACCAAGUGUCGGAUUUAGCUUGCUAAUCAUAGCGGGAUAUGAUCUGAUUAAACAACAGAUUCAAACUAGAUCAAGAUUUAAUCAGGUUAAUCUAUCAAAGUGGCUUACAAUUGCUUUCCAUAGUGUCCUAAUUGCUUUCAUGGUGAAAACAAUUUCUCAAAAUUGUCUAUGGCAAAAUCGAGCCUCACUUUUCACAGCUGGACUAUUGGCUGCCCCUGAGAAUGCAAAAAUGCAUUACAAUUAUGCAAACUUACAGAAAGACAUAGGAAACAACGAGGCUGCAGUUUAUCAUUAUCGUGAAGCAUUAAGACUAUGGCCAACCCAUGAGAGCUCUUGGAACAAUUUAGCUACCCUGUUACCUGAUCCGGAAGAAGCUGAAUAUCACUUAAUCCAAGCUCUUAAAAUUAAUCCAUACCAUCCAAAAGCUCAUUUUAAUCUCGCAUGUAUAUACAGUAAAAAAGGUUUAACCAGUCAGGCGAUUAAUUUACUUCAACGAAGCAUUGAAUUGGAUUCCAAUUUUCCUGAACCUUAUUCAUCGUUGGCAACAAUUUACGCUGAGAAGGGUUUACAUGGGUACGCUCAAUCGUUACAUGAAAAAUCACUCAAACUUUUAUCCUUAGCGAAUCAAUUUGAAUAUUAAUAAAUAAAAAAAAAUAUUAACAGAGAAAAAAGUAAAAUAAAAUAAAAACUUUACCUCUUUUCAUAUUGAGAA